Messenger RNA from Macrosteles quadrilineatus (aster leafhopper), 2328 nucleotides. RefSeq names its product protein TRC8 homolog (gene Trc8). NCBI's taxonomy places the organism in Eukaryota, Metazoa, Arthropoda, Insecta, Hemiptera, Cicadellidae. Gene Ontology annotation, biological process: ERAD pathway. Gene Ontology annotation, molecular function: ubiquitin protein ligase activity. The record is from RefSeq and is a predicted model, not a curated record. Gene Ontology annotation, cellular component: endomembrane system; endoplasmic reticulum.
AAGGCUAAAUUUGAAAUUCUAAAUUUUAGUUCUCGAAUGGUUUUUUUACCGUGUUAAAAUUGACGUCAGUUAAGCUAGUUCCAAUGUGAAGUGAAUACUGUAACAUUUCGGUCUUGCUAUUUAUUUCACUAAUGUCCUUUUCGGAGUAAAAUAUUAAGUUUGGUUGAUGUGAUUUUACGAGUUCCACCUUUGUUUAUUAUCGAUUGAGUUAUUCCGCAUUGGACUUGGUCUAUCCCAAGUGGAAGAUCAAAAUUCGAAAGAAAGUGGGUUUAUUGCCGGAACAGAUGAAGCUAGGACACAUUACAAUGAAUCAAUCCCCCCAGAUUCAUAUGAUCGUGAUGUUCUACCUUACAAAUUUUUUGUUUAUUACCUUCGUGAAAGUUAUAUCAUCACUGUUAGGAUGUAUUGCCGCAUCAUGUGUGUUCAUGUUGUGGAUAAAACAUCUGGUCAUCGUGUACAUGUACCUGAUCUCCGUCGGUAGUUUUAUCUCCUACUGGAUCAACGUCAGCACCAUGAAGAUAAUCAUAUCUAACACACAAAGCAGUGUUUUAGAAGAUAUUUUAUCGUUAAAUCUAAACGCAAUAUCGGAUGCCAAUGGCAGCUUUAUGGCACUUCUUCAGAAUUAUCUUAUACAAAUAGUUUUGGCAUAUGUUUUCUCGUGCGUUCAUCUCGGGCCUCGAUACUCUAUUUUGAAACGACUACUGCCCCUUAGCUUUCUCGCUCCUUCAGCACUUGCAAUGUUGCCUUUACCAUCAGCUGUUUUGUACCAUGCUCCUGUUUUCUCAGCUUUGUUGCCUUUGGCUACGGUUAAGUUUGUUCUAUGGUGCAGUGCUUAUCCCAUUUUCCAAACUUUGUAUGGGGCCUACCAACACGCAAAAAGUUUCAUAAGCAACUUUGGUCUGUCCGCGCUGGUUGAGACAGAGUGGUUGAGGCUGAAUGUGCCCUGUGUGCUACGUACUUUCUGGCUUCUGAGGGUGGGAGAGCAGGCGGGAGGUAUGCUGUUUGCUACGUGGCGACAGACCAACCCUCCCUGGCCGUUCUUACUCUCAACCGUCAAGUCUCUGCUGAUCUCCGGGUGUGAGACGCUCACUGCUGUACUCGGCAUGACCUCGGUCAUUUCGUACGUGUGUCACUACAUCGGCUGCUUCUUCCAGUGGGUACUGCUGACAGAAGAUGACGAUGAUAAGAGUAUUGGUACUGUGUCGGCCAUCUUGUUUUACAUCCUCGCUCUACAGACAGGUCUCACAGGCCUCGAACCAGAAAAAAGGUUUGUGAGGCUAUGUCGCAACUUCUGUUUACUUUUCACGGCUUUGCUGCACUUCAUUCACAACAUUGUCAACCCCUUACUGAUGUCUUUGAGUGCUUCUCACAAUCCCUGCGUUCAUAGGCACAUGCGAGCGCUGUUGGUUUGUCUGUUUCUAAUACUCUACCCAGUAUCUCUGCUGAUCUACCUAUGGUCCAACCACGUACUCAGCACCUGGCUUUUGGCAGUUUCGGCCUUCAGCGUGGAAGUCAUCGUUAAAGUUAUCGUCUCUCUCCUCAUCUACUCAUUGUUUCUGCUCGACGCUUAUCGCUCCACUUUCUGGGAAAAACUGGAUGACUAUGUGUACUACAUUCGUGCUUUCGGCAACACGGUUGAAUUUUGCUUCGGCAUAUUCCUGUUCUUCAAUGGAGCUUGGAUAUUGAUUUUCGAGUCUGGUGGAGCCAUCAGGGCUGGAAUGAUGUGCAUCCACGCUUACUUCAACAUCUGGAGUGAAGCCCGAGCUGGAUGGAGCGUCUUCAUGAAGAGACGCACCGCAGUUAACAAAAUAGAAAGCCUACCAGAGGCUAGUGAAGCACAAUUAGACAGACUGGACGAUGUCUGCGCAAUCUGUUACCAAGAGAUGAAAACAGCCAAGAUAACAAGGUGUAACCACUACUUCCAUGGAGUAUGUCUCAGAAAGUGGCUCUACGUUCAGGAUCGCUGUCCCCUUUGCCAUGACAUACUGUACAAGGUGGAAACUGAAACAAAAGAGGAGGGAAGAGGGAGGGAGACAGGAGACCCUUUACUUAUUCCCCCACUCCCAGCAGACGGGGAUGAUAUUCAUAGGGGAUGAACGAGGUUGGUUAACAUCAAAUUGACUUCCUACUCCAAUGAAAUACUCCCCACAGGGUCAAGACAGUGAAGCACUACAAAAGACUUUGUAUCACAAGCUACUCUUUGUUUUAGUAAAUUAUAGCUAGCUCGACAUGUAAAUUACCCUGUACAUAUAUACAUAACAUUUAAGGUACUUAUUGACGGUUUAUAUAAUGUGUGUAAAUGUGUUUAAUAAAGUAGGUAAGAUUUAA